Fukomys damarensis (Damara mole-rat) is the source of this 470-nucleotide messenger RNA. Its product is annotated as hemoglobin subunit epsilon-1. Gene Ontology annotation, biological process: oxygen transport; hydrogen peroxide catabolic process. Gene Ontology annotation, cellular component: blood microparticle; haptoglobin-hemoglobin complex; hemoglobin complex. Gene Ontology annotation, molecular function: oxygen carrier activity; organic acid binding; heme binding. The coding region runs from base 27 to 470 and encodes 147 amino acids. The transcript is spliced from 3 exons. The record is from RefSeq and is a predicted model, not a curated record. Lineage: Eukaryota; Metazoa; Chordata; Mammalia; Rodentia; Bathyergidae.
ACUAGCAAGCUCCCGGACCUGACAUCAUGGUGCAUUUUACUUCUGAGGAAAAGAGCAUCGUCAGUGCCCUGUGGGGCAAGGUGAAUGUGGAGGAGAUGGGAGGUGAAACCUUGGGCAGGCUCCUCGUUGUCUACCCCUGGACUCAAAGAUUCUUUGACAGCUUUGGCAACUUGUCUUCUCCCUCUGCCAUCAUGGGCAACCCCAAGGUCAAGGCCCAUGGCAAGAAGGUGCUGACCUCCUUUGGAGAGGCCAUUAAGAACCUGGACAACCUCAAGGGCACUUUUGCUAAGCUGAGUGAGCUGCACUGUGACAAGCUGCAUGUGGAUCCCGAGAACUUCAGGCUCCUGGGUAACGUGCUUGUGAUCGUUCUGGCUACUCACUUUGGCAAGGAAUUUACCCCUGAUGUGCAGUCUGCCUGGCAAAAACUGGUGUCUGGUGUUGCCAUUGCUCUGGCCCACAAGUACCACUGA